AUGUCUCAUCCGGCUUACCAAACUGCUGGCAGACCAUUGUCAAAGGAGGCCCUAUACCAUCAAAGAUUAAGACAGGGCAUUUUCCAAUCACCUAGUGGAGCAAUUGUAGGUGUUAACAGCAAUGCGUCAGAUACUGCUGCGUUAUUAGCAGCUUCCUCGGACUUGACUGUCAAGCCAUCAUAUGAGCGUUCAAUUGCUCCAGAAGCUCAAAAUGCAGCUUUAGCAGCUAAAAAGCAAGAAAUCAAUUCUUGGAAGAGGCAGCACCACGCGCCCGAUGCUCAGGACGCAGCCACCGCAUCAAGCUCAAGAGGGCACUCUUUGAGUAGUAGUAGUCAACAUACGGCUAAUGAUUCGUCUUACACCAUAGUACGCGUAGGAAUUCCAUCAGCCUUAGACCUGGCCUCCAUCUAUAAAGCCGCGGAAGCAAGAUCGGCAGGUACAAUGUCCUCAAGAAUCGAUCCUAUAAGAGAUGUUAAAAGGAGCGGAAUCCAAUCGAAACAAACAGCAUCGCCAUUAAAUAUCGAUAAGAUUAACAAACUAGCAACCAAGAAUUCCUCAAAAUCUUUAAAUUCAAGAUUCAACCCAGAUUUGGAUUACAGAUCGGGCUUGAAGAAACAAAAGCCCACGGAGUUUUUAGAUCAAUCGGAAGAAGAUUUGGCCGCAGAAAGUGCUGAUGCUGCUUUAACACAGCCUAUUCAAGUUCCUGAUUAUGCUACCCAAACUAGAUCAAGCACUAUGAAAACCGCCAAAGAGAUUGUCACCCCGAGUUUGUUGGCAGCAGCAGCAGCAAGAGCAAAUGAACGUUUGAGCUCUAUGAAUGCCAAUACUCCCGAAUCUUUCAAGCAGCAAGCUCAAUUGUAUGCCAAUGCAUUGGCAAUUGCCCAGCAAAAGAGCGAUGAAAGACUGAAAAACAGACAAUCCGGUGUUAUCAACUUGGGUGGUGGUUUAACAAUCACCAUUGCUGAGUUAGACAAGUUGGCAGCUACUUAUGUCAAGCCCGUACUUAAUGAUAUUGAAACCAAAGCUGACUCAAAAAGACAAAUCGAAGCUGAAAAGAAGCAAAGAAAGUUGGAAUUGAAGGCUGCACAUCAAAAGGCUAAGCAAGAUGAACAUGCAGCCAAAAUCAAAGAAAAGGAGGAUAUUGCAAAAGCAAAAGAACAAAGAGUGUUAGAGAAUGAAAAUUUGAAAAAAGCUGAAGCUGAGAAAUUAACAGCUCAUGAACAAUCAAGAAAUAAAGAAGUUGAAGCAAAACAAAAAGAGUAUGAGGAAUUGGAAAAGAAACAUGCUGAAGAGAAGAAGCAACUUCUUGCCGAGAAGAAGGAGAAUCAGGAUGGUAUUGAUGAGGAAGAAUCGGCCAAAAAGGAAGAGAGAAAUAAAGAGUUGAAGGGGUUGCAAGAAGAAAAGGAUGAGAUUUUGAAGCCUACUUUGGAUGAGUUGGAGGAAGAGAAUGCUAAAUUAAAAGAAGUCACCGGUGAAAGAGAUGCAUUAGUUAAGGAAGUAGAGGCUGCCGAGAAUCAAAAGAAAGAAUAUGAUUCCAAACUCGAGGAGUUGAAGUCAAAAAUCGAAAAAACCGAAAAGGACAUUGAAAAGUACACUACUGAUCUCGAGGAGGCAACUACUAAGCACGAAACUACAGAUAAGGAACUUUCUGAUCUCAAGAAUAAGCAUGAUGAAACCAAACUUAAUACAGAGAAGGAGCACAAGGACUUGGAUUCUAAGAUUGAAGAGUUGGAAAAAGAAAAGAAGGAGAAAACAGAGGAGAAGGCAGCAAAGAAAAAAACAAUAAUAGCAGCUCUCGACAACAAAGUUAGAGAUGAACACAAAAUUAACCAAGAGUUACCUCCACAUUUAAAGCGUGAAAUCAACGAGGACAAGAUAAGAGACACGAGCUCUUUAUUUUCGGAGGAGGAAACAAAGCCCAAGGUUACUUCCCCAGUCACUGAAUCCUCAAAGUCUAAAGCAGCCACAUCAACAGCGACACCCAAAGCGGAUGAAAAAGAAGGCUCUGAGACCAAAGUUGCAAAAGAAAAGUCUACUUCUUCCAAGCCAGUUACGAGAGACGUUGUAGAAGGAAAAGAAAUAAAAACUGUUCCGAUAACUGCAGAAGUCAAGGAUGAGAAUAAAAAGAAGGGAGUCAAACCUGUUGCAGCAUCUUCUACUGCCACCACUAGCGGUGCAAAUGCUAAUUUGUCACCUCAAAAGAGAUCAGUGGCGUCGAAUGCGCCAGAGUCCCCAACCAAGAAAUCAGUUCCCUUUUCCAAAAGGUUUAGCAAUUUCUUCAAAGACCAAACAAAAGCCUCGCAACCAGCUCAUCAUACAGCAAAACCUACUUGGAAUAAAUCUACCUCUACUAAACCUGCAGCCACUGGAACAACAUCAGCAACAAAGAAGGAGGAAGCAAAAAGCUCGGACAAGAAAACAGAGAAGGCUGCCACCACUACAACAGCAGUGAAGAAGCCAGAAACCAAGACUAAGCAGCCUACUACUUCCAACACACCGGUAUCAAAGGAUUCAGUGAAAAAAGAGAAUAAACCCGCCACGGCUACUAAGGAUUCCGAUGAUUAUGGUGAUUUUGAUGACGAAGAUGAAGAUGAGGAUCUUAUUUCGGAUAAGAAUGGAAACAAAGGAGGUUUGUUCAAGGAAGAAAUUUUGUAA
Messenger RNA from Lodderomyces oxycetoniae, 2655 nucleotides. RefSeq lists its product as uncharacterized. The transcript has a single exon. The coding region runs from base 1 to 2655 and encodes 884 amino acids. The record is from RefSeq and is a predicted model, not a curated record. Lineage: Eukaryota; Fungi; Ascomycota; Pichiomycetes; Serinales; Debaryomycetaceae. Gene Ontology annotation, biological process: eisosome assembly.